This is a messenger RNA of Nelumbo nucifera (sacred lotus), 1890 nucleotides long. RefSeq lists its product as uncharacterized. The record is from RefSeq and is a predicted model, not a curated record. Gene Ontology annotation, biological process: cytoskeleton organization; 'de novo' cotranslational protein folding. Gene Ontology annotation, cellular component: cytosol. NCBI's taxonomy places the organism in Eukaryota, Viridiplantae, Streptophyta, Magnoliopsida, Proteales, Nelumbonaceae. Gene Ontology annotation, molecular function: microtubule binding; Hsp90 protein binding; telomeric repeat DNA binding.
ACAUGGUUCCAAUGGAUAAAUACAUCCAAAAAUGAGUUGUAAUGACUCUCAGUACAAAAAAAAAUACAUUUCUACCGGCAGUUUUCGAACCGGCUAUUUGGCGAAUUGAUCUUUAGCGGCAGUCAAUUAAAACUGCCGCAAAAAGCACGGGCUAGGUAUUAUCGCCUUCUUCCUUCCCUCUUUCUUUUUCAGGUUUCGUCUUCUUCCCGCCCUCUUUCUCUCAGCCAUCUCUCUUUCGCUCUCUCUCUCUAUUCAAUCUCACCUAUUAAUUUCUCUUUGUUUUCCACUGGACAACACCAACCGGCGAUGCCUAGGUAAAUCAAAACCCGAAUUGAUCAAUUCAUCACCGGAGAACAUCCUGUCCUUUAUUGUUCAGCCACUCUUCAACACUUCAAUCGACAUUUUCUCUUCUGAAUCAGUUAGUAUUCAAUUUUGGUAUAAUGAGGAUAAUUACUCAAUCAACACGAGGUUUUAGAGACUUUCCUUCUAUUUUCUGAUAAGUUUUGGUGUUUAUAUUAAUCAGAAUCAGUUCAGCCAAACUGUAUGCUCAAGUUGAUUUCAUAAAAUAUCUAGCUAUAGAGUUUAGGUUUGUGAUUCUUGUUGUAUAUCUGAUUCUUGCUUUUGUUCCUGAGAGAACCUCUCCCACUCAAAUAGGUAUGAGCUAGCCCACGUGCCAUGUAAGGGUUUGUGAGUUUGUAACUUAUUUAAGUUAAUGUCCAGACUUGCAGUUCAUGUUCCUCUAGUAUGUAUUUCUAGUGGAGUUUGCAGGUCAUGCGGUUAUUUUGAAGCCGGAAGCUCUGGUAGAGUCCAUGUGUAUUGCUUCGACGAAAGUCUGAAUCUCGUUCUCAUCAGAAAAGAUCUCGAGCUCUUCGUACAGAAAAAACUGGGUUUGAGUGCAUAUGCCAAUGAUCCCCAGAAGGCUGCAGAUUGAGAAAGCAGAAGAUGUUGUUACUAAAGAGUUGUGUCACAAGACACCAGUCAGAAUUGGGGUCAGGGAUUUUCUUGAAGACAAAAGUUCCUUGAAGUCAAAACCAGAGUGGGUCACUGUUCUGGAUGGAACUCAGGAAGGCGCUUUUCAAUGGGAGGAGAAAAGGACACUAGAGAGGGAACUAGCAAGAWUUAAAGUUUCAGCUAAUCGAGUUGCAGCUGUGGUGGCUAACGAGUGGAAAGAUGAUAAUGACAAAGUCAUGCCCAUUACGCAAUGCCUGGAGGAGCGGAGGUUCUUUCAGGUGGAAAGAGCACUCGAUGUUGCUGAAAAACUUGUAAGAACAUCACCUGAUGAACUCCAGCAUGUGUCUGGUGAUCUUGUGAGAGCUCUUGCGCAGGUCCGUUGCUCUGAUUUGACCAUCAAAGGGGAGGAAGAAUCAGCUGAAAUAAAGAGGCAAAGAGCACUAGUUGUAUUGCUUGUCACAUGUCCAUUUGAACCUGUGGAUGUCCUCAACAAACUAUUAUACUAUCCUAAUGUGGAUGUUAGUCAACCUAUCCUGAUACUUGAUGUAAUGACUGAUGCAGCUGAGGAGCUUGCAGAUGCUAAAAUCAUCAGGCCAGAACGGAAUAAGAAGAUACUUAUAUCAUCAAUGUCAGAGAGCCAGCCAUGGUUUUUGCCUAGUAACAGAGGACCUCCUGGAGUAGGUUCCUGGAAAGAGGUCUCAGACACAGGACCUUUAAGUUGGUCAUAUCGAUAUGAGAGAGAUCUUCCCUUGAAACCAAAUCAGAUCAAAGUGGGGAAGUCACGAAGAUGGAGUAUUCGAUCAACCAAGAUACAAGAAAACCAACUGGACUUGUCAAAAAAUAAAUUCCCUGUAUAUGUAGCAGCAUUUAUGCUCCCAAUACAAACAUCAAUCAUUAAAUUCUUUUUCAUAUUUAUUAAUGAAAAAUUUUUUGGGUGAA